AAGAAAAAGAAGAGGAGGGGGAAAUAUUAAAAAUAUAGAUAAGAAAAAUGCAAAGUAUUGACUUUGUAUCAUCCACGGAUUGACAAUGAAAACUGCCGUAAUGGAGUUGAAUCAGUUUAAUCUUGACAAUAUAUUUGAUCAAGGUGACGUUCCUAAUGUUGUUAGUGUGGUCAAGAGAGAUGAAUGCCAUUAGAUAAUAUCGUCAUGUUGGACAGUACUGGAUACGAUCAAUUGAUACCCUGUGUUCAACAGUGUUAUUCGCAUAGCGCGCUGGGAAGCUUCUUAUGCGUUACUAGCAGACGACAUAUGCUUUGGAUAACGUUGACACUUACAAAUAUUUGACAAUCUUUCAAUAAAAAUCGUAUAUAUAUUGCUGAUUGGUUCCUGCGAAAUGUCAUCACCAACACAAGUGAUUAAAAGUGUUGGCCCAAAAUUAGUUCCAUUCUUUAAAAGUGUAUCUGUAUAUUUUGUGCUACUAGCACAGCAGCCAUCUCUAUUAACUGCAUGUUUCAAAUGUUUGCCAAUAAUAAGUCUUAUCGUCUUUGUUUUGUUACAUGGAAUUAGUUUAUCCAAAGAGUAUACUUUUUCUAGACGUAUUUUAACUGGUUUAGUCUUCAGUUGCAUAGGAGAUGCUCUUCUAGUAUGGCCAAAUUGUUUUACUGCAGGAAUGUGCAUGUUUGCUAUUGCUCAAAUCAUGUACAUUUAUGCAUUUGGCUUUAAGCCGAUAAAUUUUCUACUUGGUGCUAUAAUGUACUCAUUCUGUUCCUUAGUCAUAUAUCUUUUAAUGCCUGGUCUAAGUGGUAUUCUAGUCAUAGGUGUUCCAAUUUAUACACUGUUAUUAACUACAAUGGCAUGGAGAGCUAUCGCACGAGUACAAUUUUUUGAGGAAUUAUGGACAUGGACAAAACUAUGCAGCUGUGUUGGCAGUAUAUGUUUUCUAAUAUCUGAUACAUUACUUGGAUUCCAUUAUUUUCGUAGUCCAUUACCUUACUCUCAGGUGUCUAUCAUGUUAACAUAUUAUACAGCACAACUAGGAAUAGCUUUAAGUGCAGUAGAUUCAAAAAAUAACUACAAUAUUGUUGAUAGUACAAAGGCUGUUAGUAAAGUUAAAAAAUAGAAAAAAGUUAUCUUUUAUAAUAACAAAGAAGAAUAAAAUUGGCAUUGAAUUCUAGAAGAAUAAAAGUAUUGUUGUUUAAAUUGAUAGAGAUAAAAUAUAUCUUUCUUAUCAGAGAUAUUACUUUAUGUAUGGUAAACUUUUUCUCUUUAUAAAUACUAACGAUUUACCACUGCCACUAAUAUAGGCAUGAAUUUAUCUUCUCACUUUAAACACAUUUUAAAUGUAAUACUAUACACACAUAAUAUAAUGAAAGAUAUAUUUGGGAGAAUAUCAUUAUAUUGGUAAAUGUAUUUGAAAAUACUUUUAUCCACUAAGUCAAUGUAACUAUUUAGCGCGUUUAUUGUUAUACCCGCAUGUACGUAUGUGCGUGUAUAAUUAAAAUAUUGUUGAUAUGAAACUGUUACAUAUUGUUCGUUCGUUGUAGUAAUAAUAACGAACAUCUCUCUUAAUACGUAAUGCUACUCUCUAUGAACUUAGUUUAAUGAUAGUAAAUAUUUUCUGAUCCUUUUAAAAAAUAGUAUAUAAAUCUAUGUGUUGUAUGUUUUUAUGAAAAACACAUAAAAAUGCUUAUAUUUGAUUAUUAAUAUUUAACUUUAAGUUAUCCUUUUUCAUGACAAGAUCUCUAUAAUCAUGUAUGUCUGCAUACAAUUUCUUCGGACCAAUAUCAAUGGAUGUAAUACUUUUUAAUAUACACAGUCGGUUACACUUACUUUUAAUCCUUACAUGAUCUUGAAUAAUUGAUAUGAUUAUGAAAAUCAAUAUAUCGCAAUCCUAAAUGUUAUAAGCCUAUGUAUUGUAAAAAGAACUUUUUAUCAAAACAUCAGAUAUUUUUAAUUCUAUAUGACAAGAAAAUUAUGUAAUUUUUGUGUAAAACAUUUUUUUCUGCAGAUAUGUAUAGGAACAAUAAUAGGGUGAAAGAAGAUAAAUAUAUUCUAGAUAUGAAACUUCAAUUAUAUAAAGGUGCAAAUAGAGAAAAGAAUUGAAGAAUUAAUCGCCAAAUGAGAUAAAUUUGUAAUUACAGUCUAGCGAAUAACUGAUUUGAGUCAAGUAAUUAAUAUUCCUGAACAUAUAUACACAUAUUGAAUAGUAUUUGGUGCGAAUAUUGUUUAUAGUAUGAAGAGUGAUUCAAUAUUUAUAUGUAUGUACAUCUUAUAUACAUCUAUGUAUGUGGUACUUCUAUAUGUACUCUAGUUCAUAAUAAGUAUUUGUAUAUUCUCUGUGGUGUAAUAUAUUUGUUGAUAUAUCAAUAUGUAUGAUAUAAUGUAAUAGAUACUAAUUAUUUUGAAUAGACAAAAUGGGCAAUAUAUUUUAGUGAUAAUAAGACAGAGAUACUGUGCAGAUUUCAUACUGUACAAAUCAAUGUAUUGUUGAAAAGCAAAAUCGUCGAGGUUGUAAUAUACAUAUAUAAUAUACAUAUAUAUGUAUAUAUGUAGCGUUAAAUUGUAGAGUUCAGUAAAAUCGUAAAAAUCCUAGCUUUUACUCGAAAUAACUAGACGUUUUUAUUGUACUUUCUCUGAACUUUGAAAAACAAAAUGUUUUAUUAGUUGUACUGUUCUAUCGGGUCUAAUCUACGAAUCAAAUCUCAAUUUCAUACAUUAACUACCCGCUUUUUGUAAAUUCAUAUAUUAUCUAGUUGAAGUAUGUAAUUCUGCCUACCUGCGUAUUUUAAAAGGUCAGUAUAGUUAUUUUAGGGUUUAGCUAGUCAUUGCACAAAGUAACGUCAACAUAUAUAUAUAUAUGUGUAUUUAUCCGUAUAUAUGUUACGAGUAGUAUAUUACUGCGGGCAUUGUAUAGAAUGCCCGAAACUUUUUCUCGAGCAUUCUAUAGAAUGUCAAAAAAGUUUUAAAUAUAUACAAGCUUGAAAUACA
This is a messenger RNA of Polistes canadensis, 2985 nucleotides long. Its product is annotated as lysoplasmalogenase-like protein TMEM86A. Gene Ontology annotation, cellular component: membrane. The record is from RefSeq and is a predicted model, not a curated record. Lineage: Eukaryota; Metazoa; Arthropoda; Insecta; Hymenoptera; Vespidae. Bases 392 to 1117 code for a protein of 241 amino acids. The transcript has 6 exons.